Messenger RNA from Mesoplodon densirostris (Blainville's beaked whale), 393 nucleotides. Its product is annotated as histone H2A type 3. Lineage: Eukaryota; Metazoa; Chordata; Mammalia; Artiodactyla; Ziphiidae. Gene Ontology annotation, molecular function: protein heterodimerization activity; structural constituent of chromatin; DNA binding. The record is from RefSeq and is a predicted model, not a curated record. The transcript has a single exon. The coding region runs from base 1 to 393 and encodes 130 amino acids. Gene Ontology annotation, cellular component: nucleosome.
AUGUCUGGCCGAGGCAAACAGGGAGGCAAGGCGCGCGCGAAAGCGAAGUCGCGCUCGUCGCGCGCGGGCCUGCAGUUUCCUGUCGGCCGAGUGCACCGGCUGCUCCGGAAAGGUAACUAUUCUGAGCGUGUGGGUGCUGGUGCGCCUGUGUAUCUAGCAGCCGUGCUGGAGUACCUGACGGCUGAGAUCUUGGAGCUGGCGGGUAACGCGGCGCGUGACAACAAGAAGACUCGUAUUAUCCCGCGCCACCUGCAGUUGGCUAUCCGCAACGACGAAGAGCUCAACAAGCUGUUGGGCCGCGUGACCAUCGCGCAGGGCGGCGUCCUGCCCAACAUCCAGGCCGUGUUGCUGCCCAAGAAGACGGAGAGCCACCACAAGGCCAAGGGCAAGUGA